This is a messenger RNA of Solanum lycopersicum (tomato), 457 nucleotides long. The record is from RefSeq and is a predicted model, not a curated record. Lineage: Eukaryota; Viridiplantae; Streptophyta; Magnoliopsida; Solanales; Solanaceae.
AUGACGGAAAUAGGGCUCAUUUCCUAUUACUUAGGCUUAGAAGUGAAGAAAAUGGAGGAAGGCCUCUUCAUAUCUCAAGAAAUUUGUACAAAGGAGAUUUUGAAGAAGUUCAACAUGUUUUAUUGCAACCCUGUGAACACCCUAAUGAAAAGUGGAACAAAAUUGUCAAAGUUUGACAAUGGAGAAAAAUUUGAUUCAACUUUGUUCAAAAGUCUCAUUGGAAGUCUGAGGUACUUGACAUGUACGAGAACAUAUAUAAUCUUUGCAGUUGGAGUAGUAAGUCGCUUCAUGGAAGCUCCUACCUCCACUCACUUGAAGGUCGCUAAAAGAAUUAUUCGCUACCUAAAAGGUAUAAUCGACCUUGGACUAUUUUAUUCUUCUUCUGACAAUUUUAAUCUUAUGGGAUAUUGUGUUAGUGACUAUGCGGUAGAUGUUGAUGAUAGAAAAAGCACAUCAG